AUGUUGAGUGCCAGAUCUUCAUUGCAACAGGUCAGAAGAGUUCAAAUACGAACUCUUGCUACCUCUGCAGAUUUAACUACUCAAAUUCCAAAUGAAUUCCAAUCAAGAGUUCCUCCAUAUCAAAAAUUAGUUUCAAAAUUAGGUCAAGUUAAUAAAAUUUUAAAUAAUACUCCAUUAACUUUAGCUGAAAAAAUCUUAUAUUCACAUCUUGUUAACCCUGAAGAAUCCCUUGCAAAAGGUUCUGUUCAACAAAUCAGAGGUUUAGAAUAUUUAAAAUUAAAUCCUGAUCGUGUUGCUAUGCAAGAUGCUUCUGCACAAAUGGCUCUAUUACAAUUCAUGACUUGUGGUUUAAAAUCCACUGCAGUUCCAGCUUCAAUCCAUUGUGAUCAUUUAAUCGUUGGUAAAGAUGGUGAAAAAAAAGAUUUAAAAUCUUCAAUUGCAACAAAUAAAGAAGUUUUCGAUUUUUUACAAAGUUGUGGUGAAAAAUAUGGUAUUCAAUUUUGGGGUCCAGGUUCUGGUAUUAUUCAUCAAAUUGUUUUGGAAAAUUUUAGUGCCCCAGGGUUAAUGAUGUUAGGUACUGAUUCUCAUACUCCAAAUGCUGGUGGGUUAGGUGCUAUUGCCAUUGGUGUUGGUGGUGCAGAUGCUGUUGAUGCCUUAACUGGUACUCCAUGGGAAUUAAAAGCUCCAAAAGUUUUAGGUGUUAAAUUAACUGGUAAAAUGAAUGGUUGGACUUCUCCAAAAGAUAUUAUUACUCAUUUAGCUGGUAUCUUAACAGUUAGAGGUGGUACUGGUUUUAUUGUGGAAUAUUUUGGUGAAGGUGUUGAAUCAUUAAGUUGUACAGGUAUGGCAACCAUUUGUAAUAUGGGUGCAGAAAUUGGUGCAACUACUUCAACUUUCCCAUAUCAAGAAGCUCAUAAACGUUAUUUAAUUAGUACAAAUAGAGCUCCUUUGGCUUAUGCUGCAGAUGAAGUUAAUGCUAAAUUUGGAUUUUUAAAAGCUGAUGAAGGUGCUCAAUAUGAUAAAAUUAUUGAAAUUGAUUUAAGUACUUUAGAACCUCAUGUUAAUGGUCCUUUCACUCCGGAUUUAUCAACUCCAAUUGGUAAAUUUGGUUCAGUAACUAAGGAAAACCAAUGGCCUGAAGAAGUUAGUGCUGGGUUAAUUGGUUCUUGUACAAAUUCUUCAUAUCAAGAUAUGUCAAGAGCUGUUUCAUUAGUUAAACAAGCUGAACAAGUUGGUUUAAAACCAAAAAUUCCAUUUUUCGUUACCCCAGGUUCCGAACAAAUUAGAGCAACUAUUGAAAGAGAUGGGUUAAUUGAUACUUUUAAAUCAAAUGGUGCUAUUGUCCUUGCGAAUGCUUGUGGUCCAUGUAUUGGUCAAUGGGAUAGACAAGAUAUUAAUAAAAAAUCAAGUGAAACUAAUUCAAUUUGGACCUCAUUUAAUAGAAAUUUUAGAGCAAGAAAUGAUGGUAAUAGAAAUACAAUGAAUUUCUUAACUUCACCAGAAAUGGUUACUGCAAUGAUUUAUUCAGGUGAUUCAAAUUUUAAUCCAAUUAAAGAUUCAAUUAAAUUAUCAAAUGGUGAAACUUUCCAAUUUCAACCUCCAAAAGGUGAUGAAUUACCAAAUGAAGGUUUUAUUUCAGGUAGAGAAGAAUUUUAUCCACCAUUAAAUCCUCAACCACAUCCAGAAGUUGAUAUUAAUGUUUCCCCAGAAUCUGAUCGUUUACAAUUAUUAGAACCUUUCAAACCAUGGAAUGGAAAAGAAUUGAAAUUAAACAUGUUGAUGAAAGUUGAAGGUAAAUGUACUACAGAUCAUAUUUCAGCUGCAGGUGUUUGGUUAAAAUAUAAAGGUCAUUUAGAAAACAUUUCAUAUAAUACUUUAAUCGGUGCACAAAAUAAAGAAACUGGUGAAGUUAAUACUGCAUAUGAUUUAAACGGUGAUAAAUAUUCAAUCCCAGAAUUAAUGAUUAAAUGGAAAGAAGAUCAAAGACCAUGGUGUGUUGUUGCUGAACAUAAUUACGGUGAAGGUUCUGCAAGAGAACAUGCUGCUUUAUCACCAAGAUUUUUAUCUGGUGAAAUGAUUUUAGUUAAAUCAUUUGCACGUAUUCAUGAAACAAAUUUGAAAAAACAAGGUAUGUUACCAUUAUGGUUUGCAAAUGAAGCUGAUUAUGAUAAAUUAAGUCAUGGUGAUGUCUUGGAAACAACAAAUUUAGUUGAUAUGUUGGAAAAAAAUGGUGAUAAUGGUGGAAUUAUUAAUAUUAAAGUUACUAAAGCUAAUGGUGAAACUUUUGAAAUUGAAACUAAACAUACAAUGUCUAAAGAUCAAGUUGAUUUCUUUAAAGCUGGUUCAGCAAUUAAUCAUAUUGGUAAUUUACGUCGUGCUGAAGCUGAAGCUGCUGCAAAAGCUUAA
Messenger RNA from Hansenula ciferrii, 2406 nucleotides. It is a transcript of the gene ACO2, whose product is annotated as aconitate hydratase ACO2. Gene Ontology annotation, biological process: tricarboxylic acid cycle. Gene Ontology annotation, cellular component: cytosol; mitochondrion. The transcript has 2 exons. The record is from RefSeq and is a predicted model, not a curated record. Bases 1 to 2406 code for a protein of 801 amino acids. Gene Ontology annotation, molecular function: aconitate hydratase activity; 4 iron, 4 sulfur cluster binding. Lineage: Eukaryota; Fungi; Ascomycota; Saccharomycetes; Phaffomycetales; Wickerhamomycetaceae.